Molecule: messenger RNA, 3915 nt
Organism: Komagataella phaffii GS115
Lineage: Eukaryota; Fungi; Ascomycota; Pichiomycetes; Pichiales; Pichiaceae
Product: Membrane bound guanine nucleotide exchange factor (GEF or GDP-release factor)
Exons: 1
Coding region: 1-3915 (1304 amino acids)
Biological process (GO): Ras protein signal transduction; positive regulation of GTPase activity
Cellular component (GO): plasma membrane
Molecular function (GO): protein binding; guanyl-nucleotide exchange factor activity
Source: RefSeq, a predicted model, not a curated record
AUGUACGACGAGAUUGCACCAGAUGCUCAGUUCCCACGCUUAAUCAAACCGAUUGAUGUCGUGGUUGUUCAAAAGAGUUUCCCCAGUAACAGCAAUAAUACUCUUUCACUGGUUGAAGGCCAGGUAGUGCAUGUCCUCAACAAGCUGCCAUCUGGAUGGUGGGAUGGAUUGAUGGUCAUGGAAGAUUCUAAGAUUAUCAGGGGCUGGUUCCCGUCCAAUCACGUCAAGUCUUCUCUUCCUUCAGUUGAUGCAAACACUAAUCGAGUUAGUAACAAUCUAAUGACAGCUACUAAUAAACCACAUAUAAACUUGCCGAAGUCAAUUUUGAAAAACAUUGAUGACUUUGAAAACAAAGGCAACAAAUCGAGGCAUAGCAGUACGGUAAGUUUUGUUUCGUCCAACAGUCUGGAGGCAGUCUCCAGCAAUAAUACUCAAGGACCCAAGAGACCCUCCAUAGUAUCAGAGAAUAGUAGGGAUGCUUCAAGUAACCAUUCGGGUUCGAAAGUGUUCAAUCUGGCUGAAUUGGAAUCAUAUCUUGAAGACCAUCCUACCAACGAGACGCUGACUUGGAUGCCUGUAUUCAACGCCAAGAACGUGCUCCUUUAUUACUCUGAAGUAUUGGAUAUAUGUUGUUCUGAGCUUCCGAUGACACAUCAAGGACCAGUCGGAGAAGUUGCACUACCAUACAAGACUUCAUCAAACGUCAUCGAACCUGUGGAAUAUGAUGGCUCAUCGAGAGGACCUGCCUAUCACCAGACGCAUGACUUUGCAGCUAGACAAGAUUCCCUGACUAAUUCCAAUUCGAGUUUUCAAUUCAGGCAAAAGAAGCGUUCUGUCCAGUUUGUGAAACCUGAUUCAGGCUUACUCAAUCUACCUGGAUAUUUCUAUUCUAAUCCAACUGAUAUAAAAACCUGGGAUCAGUUUUUGGCAGCAUUUACAUCUGCUUCCGAGGCAACAAUUGAUAGUCUAUUACAAGGGUCCAAAAAAGAGUUCACAAUCAAUUUGAUGCGUACUAGCUUACUGGUGACGUUGUUGCAGCUGAUCACGAGGCUCAAACAAAGCAAGAUUGCAAAGACAGAUUCUUUAAAGAAUGUCUCAUUCAAACUGAAGAAGAUCACCAGCAUGUUGACCCAAUUGACUGUCAAUGGAAAUCUUCAUUUUUCAGCCUUUGAGGAUUCUCCAAACUAUAUGGGCAAUUUGAAAGACAUGGUGAAUAAGACCUCCCUGACCGAUAAUUUAGAGAAAAGCAAUUCGGAAUAUGCACAUGAGAUUAUUGACAGAUUGAAUGAAAAACAUACGACGGGCUCUACCCUCAAAUUUGAGCCAAGCCUAUAUCUGCGAAAAGCUGAAGUGAACCGUGCUAUUUUAUCUGAGCGAGUGAAGGACACCAUUCAGAUUUUGAGACAGAUUUCAGACGCAACUUUUCUACCACAAAUAUAUCCAAGGUUUUUUCAAAAUGGGUUUGAGGCAGCUAACUGGUCUGUUUAUUUUGUGGAUCCCCCUCCAAACAUUUUCCAGGAGGAAUUAGAUUCAUCUCCUGGCUCAUCGGUUACCUCCAAUACGUCCGAUUCUACACCCAAUGUCCUGAGAGCACUGCGUACAAAACAUACAAGACCUCUGAAUGAAAGGACAGCUAUCGAUUUGGAAAUGAUCUCAAAGGAUUUGAACUUUAUUUUCCAAGACAUCCUGAGGAGCCUAAAAUCUGAAACGCCUCCGAAUUGUAGUCGUUACAAACAUUAUUAUGAUAUUACUGUUGACGUUGCUACAAUUGCUCAUAGUCUCAUUCCGUUGAUGUCAAAAUUCCUCAAUUACCUGGACGAGCUAGAUUUCUCAUUAUUCAAGGAGUUGAAGAGAACUUUUGGAGAUACUUUAAGAACCUUGAAGAGGAGCAAAGAUGCGGAUCAAAGCAGUCAAGGGGAUAAUGAUUAUACUCAGGCUAAGAGAGUCCCAAAAAAUGGCGACAGCUCGAGAUUUGAAGAUAAUGGCACUCGGGAUGCUGAUAGUCAUGACCAAACCUCGACGAGUGAAGCGUUUUUAGUUUGUGAAACGUUUUUUAAGGCUUCAUUUGGGCUUGUGACAGAAUUCUAUGAUUCUAAACAAAUUUUGUUUAAUCUUUUCAGUGAUAUUGUCCUUGAUGUACAGUCUUUAACUCUUGAUGACACCGAGUCGUUUCUGGCACUGAGAGAAGAUGACUUAGAAACUUUACUUGACUCACCUGAUUUGACAACCAGAUUGGCUGCUAGACUUGCAAAAAGAAUCAAAGAUAGAGAGAUCUUUGCGUCAUCUACUUCUAUUCAUUUUGAUCCAUUGAGGAAAAUGCCAAUUACUAUAGGUAAUAUUCAGAACAGACUAAUGAUAAUAAUUGAGCUUUGUUCUCAGCUUUUGGAGGAAAAGCAAAUUUUACUUAACUAUACGGCAAGGUCUAUGAUUGAUGGUUUGAAUUUCCUUCCUACUUUGAACGAUAGUGGAUCCAAUAUUGGAAAUAACCAGAUGUCCCAAGCAAGUAGCACUGAGGAAGUUUUGGAAGGAUGGGAUAUUCAUGUACCAGGAUCUGAGUUUGAGCCAUGGUUUUUGAGCUCUUCUACCAGAGAGAAGGAACUCAUCUAUAAUAGUAAUAAGACAUUGAAGGGCGGCUCGAAGGAUGGACUCCUUGAUUAUUUAACUAGUUCUGCCAACGAGGAUGUUAUGAUCAGACAUACCUUCCUUUUAACAUUUAAGUCUAUGUUCAGGGAGGUUGAGUUUGUAAGCAAGCUUAUUCAACGGUUUAAUCUAAAAGCACCAGAAGGUUUAAGUUAUGAUGAGUAUAGGCUCUGGUUAGAUCGAAAAUUGAGACCGACACAAGAAAUGGUUUUGAAGAUUAUAAUACCCCUAUUACGUGAUUAUUGGAAUGUGCAUUAUUAUUCGCCCAAAUUAAUGAGAAUUUUGGACCAGUUUGCUACAUCCUUAGCUAGGACCUCUUUUUUUAAGGAAGGCCAAACUAUUAAAGAAUUGGUUAAGAAAGUAGCAAAACUCAGCAUAGAUGCAGGUCCAGACGAACCAACUAACAAUUCACAUUUACCAAUAAUACACACCGAUAACCCUCCACCUCCACCAAUCCUGCCGAAAUCUUCCUCAAUUAGGAAGUUAAAACUCAAAGAGAUUCACUCAAGAGAGGUUGCUAGACAAUUAACGAUCAUGCAAUACCGAUACUUUGCCAAAAUCAAUCAGAUGGAGCUGCUAUCUCGAUGCUGGAACGCUAAAAAAUAUGGAUCCAUUGGUUCAUCCCCGAAUAUCACCAAAUUUAUUAACGACUGUAACCGACUGACACAUUUCACGUCGUAUAUGAUCCUUAGAAAGAAAAAUGAUAUCAAGAAGCGUGCAGAGUAUAUUGGAUACUUUAUCAGAGUGGCUAAUGAAUGUCGCUCAAUGCGAAACUUCUCUACUAUGACUGCGAUUAUUUCUGCAUUGGGAUCAACUAAGAUAUCUAGGUUGAAGAAAACAUGGAAGCUUGUACCGGAGCAGGAAAUUAGUAUUUAUCAGAGCAUUGACGCUUUAAUGUCUAUCGAGAGGAAUUACGGAGAAUACAGAAGUAUUCUCAUGAAUGUUUCUAGUGAGCCAUGUGUCCCGUUCUUGGGUGUCUUUCUUUCAGAUCUUCGGUUUAUGGCUGACGGUAACAGCGAUUAUUUGAAGAAUGUGAAAACAAACAAAUUGGACAAGAAACUCAUCAACUUUGAAAAACGGUACCGUAUUGCUACUUUGGUAACUGAUGCGCAAAAAUUUACUCAAAUCCCCCCCAACUUCCAAGAGGUCAAAGAGAUUCAAGAUUUGAUUGAAAGGUUGAGUGAAAAUUGUCCUACAGAGGACGAGUUGUACGAAUUAAGUUUGCAGAUUGAGCCACGACUUACAGUGUCGCAGGUGAUGAAUAAGUCUAACUAA